This is a messenger RNA of Poecilia reticulata (guppy), 466 nucleotides long. The record is from RefSeq and is a predicted model, not a curated record. Lineage: Eukaryota; Metazoa; Chordata; Actinopteri; Cyprinodontiformes; Poeciliidae.
UCUGACACUACACAUGUUCAGCUUCACACUGAACCAUUUUGUAACAGCUAACUCUUCCUGUUUUGUCACGCAGGCCCGAGUUCAGUCACAGACGCCUCCUGGGUAGAAGUUGAUCGGGGGUUAGAGUCUCAGGAAGUCCAGAGGUCAACGACCAGAUCAGGAGUAAACCCAGUGCAGGAGAUGGCCUGUCCUCCCCCAGCAGCCAAGAAUUUCUAUGCUACAGACAAAGUUGCUCUCCUGAUUGGCAACAUGCACUACCACUACCACCAGCAGCUGAGUGCUCCCAUUUCUGACGUCCACGAGCUGACCAACCUGCUCAGGCAGAUGGACUUUAAGGUGGUCUCCCUGCUUGACCUCAACUGUCAGGAGAUGAACAGCGCCGUUACUGAGUUCCUGCUGCUGCUCGACAGGGGCGUUUACGGUCAGUCCACUUACUUCUCUUCAUGCAGCAAUGGAUGCUCCGAAA